AUGAGCAAAAUUAGCGACGCACUGAAGCGAGCCAGAGCCGUCGUCUGCUUCUGCUCGGGCAGGACGCGCCCGCUGCAGUUCCGGGUUCAGCGGCUGGAGGCGCUGCGGCGCAUGAUCCAGAACCUCGAGAGGGACGUCCCUGAGGCGCUAGGCGCCUAUCUCAGCAAAAACAAAUGGAAUGCCUACUAUGAGGAGGUGGUGUAUAUUCCGGAAGACAUUGACUACAUGAUCAAGAAGCUCCCUGAGUGGGCAGCAGAUGAGCCCGUGGAGAAGACUCCCCAGACCCAGCAGGACGAGCCCUACAUCCACUCAUAACCCCUGGGUGUGGUCUUCAUCAUUGGCACCCGAAACUACCCCUUCAACCUCACCAUCCAGCCGAUGGUGGCCGCCAUUGCUUCAGGGAAUGCAGCGGUCCUCAAGCCCUCGGAGCUGAGUGAGAACAUGGCGAGCCUGCUGGCCACCAUCAUCCCUCAGUACCUGGACAAGAAUCUGUACCCAGUGAUCAACAGGGGUGUCCCUGAAACCACGGAGGUGCUCAAGGAGAGAUUUGACCACAUCUUGUACAGGGGGAGCACCAGUGUGGGGAAGAUUGUUAUGAUGGCCGCUGCCAAGAACCUGACCCCUGUGACACUGGAACUGGGAUAGAAGAGCCCCUGCUACGUGGACAAGGACUGCCAUCUGGACGUUGCCUGCAGGCGCAACACCUGGGGAAAAUUCAUGAACAGUGGCCAGACCUGCGUAGCCCCUGACUAUAUCGUCUGUGACUCCUCUAUCUAGGGCCAAAUAGUGGAGAAGCUCAAAAAGUGCCUGAAAACGAGUGAGUUCUACAGGGACGAUGCCCAGAAGUCCCAAGACUAUGGAAGAAUCAUGAACUCCCAUCACUUCCAGAGGGUGAUGGGCCAGAGAGUCGCCCAUGGGGACACCAGGGAUGCAGCUUCCUGCUACAUAGCCCUGACCAUCCUCACGGACGUGGACCCCUGGUCCCCGGUGAUGCAGGAGGAGACUUUCGGGCCAGUGUUACCCAUCUUGUGCGUGAGAAGCCUGGACGAAGCCAUCCAGUUCAUCAAUUGGCAUGAGAAGCCUCUGACUCUCUAUGUAUUCUCCUGUAACAACCAGGUGAUUAAGAACAUGAUUGCAGAGACGUCCAGUGGUGGGGUGAUGGCCAACAAUGUCAUCGUCCACAUCACCAUACACUCGUUGCCCUUUGAGGGGGUGGGGCACAGAGGCAUGGGCUCCUACCAUGGCAAAAAGAGCUUUGAGACCUUCUCCCAUAGCUGCUCUUGCCUGGUGAGACCUCUGCUGAAUGAUGAGGCCCAGAAAGCCAGAUACCCGCCGAGCCCAUCGAAGACUCUGGAGGUCACCCAGCUGGUGAAGGUUCCCAGAAGGUUUAGAAAGAACGGCCCUUAG
This is a messenger RNA of Trichechus manatus latirostris (Florida manatee), 1407 nucleotides long. It is a transcript of the gene ALDH3A1, whose product is annotated as aldehyde dehydrogenase 3 family member A1. The transcript has 10 exons. Gene Ontology annotation, molecular function: 3-chloroallyl aldehyde dehydrogenase activity; aldehyde dehydrogenase (NAD+) activity. The record is from RefSeq and is a predicted model, not a curated record. Gene Ontology annotation, cellular component: cytoplasm. Gene Ontology annotation, biological process: aldehyde metabolic process. NCBI's taxonomy places the organism in Eukaryota, Metazoa, Chordata, Mammalia, Sirenia, Trichechidae.